Entelurus aequoreus (snake pipefish) is the source of this 1621-nucleotide messenger RNA. RefSeq names its product RNA-binding protein 47-like. The coding region runs from base 599 to 1351 and encodes 250 amino acids. Lineage: Eukaryota; Metazoa; Chordata; Actinopteri; Syngnathiformes; Syngnathidae. Gene Ontology annotation, molecular function: RNA binding. The transcript has 2 exons. The record is from RefSeq and is a predicted model, not a curated record.
GGAUGCGCGCACAGGAGGCUGAGGGAUGGAAACACCAACAUUGACAACAAUGACAUCGAUUAGAAAGCAUCAUUGAUACUGCGUGGACGUGGACAAAGCACAAAGGACUGGGUUUUUUUUCUGUAUUUCUCUAUUUAUAGCCUCUGGAACGUACCAUUCGCUCUCCCCAGAAGAAGGCGCGGGGGUGGCGGGAGAGGCUGUGCGUGACAUGUGCCAAGUCGACUCCGCCGAAACCUCCCCGCCGACGAGGCGGAGGUUGAGCCGACCCUGCCCCGUUUAAACCCAGAAGACAACCCACCGCGACUCAAAUGCAAGGAAAGGAAAAAAACAAAAAACAAAAGAAGCCAGGGACGCGCGGAGCGUGGGUGUAAAUAGGCACGCGUGAACACGCUCUCUCUUUUUUUUUCUUCCUCCCCUCCCUCUCUUCUUCUAUCUCUCCCUCUGUUUGCCUCUUGAUGCCAUCAAUGAGCGACUUAUUGAGCAGGACUUAAAACAUCGGGACCGGGGGAAAAAAAAAAAGAAAUAACAACAACAACCAAAAAAAAAAAAAAAAAAAAAAAAAAAAGAGGGCAUUGCGCGCGUUUUCGCCACGCGCUACAUGUGUUUGCACGCGCGUGUCAAUAUUGGCAGGACGGCAGAAAUCCACGCGAGCGAGACUUCGUCACCUUCUGUUGCGUCCCGGCCUCAACUCGGAGCGACGAUGGCAACUUUGACCAACGGGCAGGUGGACGGCGUCGCCACCAACGGGCUCGUGAACGGAUUAAGCCACGGCCACGGCCACGGCCACGGCGGCCACAGCCCGGCGGGCUGCCCGGCCACCAUCCCCAUGAAGGACCACGACGCCAUCAAACUCUUCAUCGGCCAGAUCCCGCGCAACCUGGACGAGAAGGACCUGCGGCCCCUCUUCGAGGAGUUCGGCAAGAUCUACGAGCUCACCGUGCUCAAGGACCGCUUCACGGGCAUGCACAAAGGCUGCGCCUUCCUCACCUACUGUGCCAGGGAGUCGGCCCUCAAAGCCCAGAAUGCAUUGCACGAGCAGAAGACCCUGCCAGGGGUAAGUCGUAAGCGAAGACAAGACGUACGCGAGAACGGCCCGAUGGAUGGUGGCACCCGCGCAUUCCUUUUUGCAGAUAUCAUGCCUGACAUUUAUUUCAAAUCAAAGGGGACUCGCCAUCUUUGCCACGCCUGUCACUUCCUGUUUAUCACUGGCUGUGCAGCAGACAUGAGCGGAGCCAUCCUUUCUCUUAAACAUCCGUCCUCUCGCUCUCCUCCUCCCCUCACUCAUGACAGUCACACACACAUCAAACACAAACCCAUAGGGAGAAAACGCACACACAGCAUCACAUCAUAGGCACACUAUUUAUAGGCCUUCCUCCAGUUUGGGUAAAUGACUGCGCAUGUUCGUGUGUGUGUGUGUGUGUGUGUGUGUGUGUGUGUGUGUGUGUGUGUGUGUGUGUGUGUGUGUGUGUGUGUGUGUGUGUGUGUGUGUGUGUGUGUGUGUGUGUGUGUGUGUGUGUGUGUGUUCGUUCUUGUAGUUAGGACAUAAAUCAUGGUCCCAAUACGGAAAACCAUUGCAUCUAAUAGAAAGCCAAAUACUAGUGUCCGUGAACAUUGCUCCAAA